CCAGUCACGAUGAUGGCGGCCACCAGCCUGUGGUGAGCUAGCGGAUUCUCUGCUUGUCUCGAAGCGCUUCUCGAGCUUCCUGCACACUCAGGGGCUGGUGCUGAGGAAGCCAGGCGGCCUGAUCUCGCGGGAAAGGCCGCAGUCGCGGAGGCAGCCGCGCGGCCCGAGGCCACGGCGGGGGGAGAGGCCGCCCCGCUGGGCGAAUGUGACAAAUCCCCACCCCCACCGUCUUCCUUCCGAGCGCACGAGGAGCGCGGGCGACCCCAGGGCCACGCCAGGCCACAGACCCCCCCCAGCGGCCAGCACCUGGAGCAGGCCCGGCAGCGGAGCUGCGCCGCGGCACCAUGCAGGUCACCCUGAAGACUCUCCAGCAGCAGACCUUUAAGAUCGACAUCGACCCGGAGGAGACGGUGAAAGCACUGAAAGAGAAGAUUGAAUCUGAAAGGGGGAAAGAUGCCUUUCCUGUAUCUGGUCAGAAGUUAAUUUAUGCAGGUAAAAUCCUCAAUGAUGAUACUGCUCUAAAAGAAUAUAAAAUUGAUGAGAAAAACUUUGUGGUGGUUAUGGUGACAAAACCCAAAGCAGUGACAACACCAGCACCAACAACGACGCAGCAAUCAAAUCUUACCACCACUACCACAGUUAGUUCCUCCACAGCACCAGCUGUGGCUCAGGUCCCAACCCCCACCCCUGCUUUGGCUCCCACUCCUACUCCCACUCCCACUCCCACUCUUACUCCUACUCCUACUCCUACUCCUACUCCCACUCCCACUCCCACUCCCACUCCCACACCUACAUCUAUCACUCCAGCAUCAGCGACAGCAUCUUCUGAACCUGCACCUGUUAGUGCCACAAAACAGGAGAACCCUGCAGAACAGCCAGCAGAAACACCAGUGGCUACUAGCCCGACAUCAACUGACAGUACAUCAGGAGAUUCUUCUCGGUCAAAUCUUUUUGAAGAUGCAACAAGUGCACUUGUGACAGGUCAGUCUUACGAGAAUAUGGUAACUGAGAUCAUGUCAAUGGGCUAUGAACGAGAGCAAGUAAUUGCAGCCCUGAGAGCCAGUUUCAACAACCCUGACCGAGCAGUGGAGUAUCUUUUAAUGGGAAUUCCUGGAGACAGAGAAAGUCAGGCUGUGGUUGAUCCCCCUCCGGUAGCUACUACUGGGCCUCCUCAGUCUUCAGUGGCUGCAGCUGCAGCAACUACGACAGCAACAACUACAACGACAAGUUCUGGAGGACAUCCCCUUGAAUUUUUACGGAAUCAACCUCAGUUUCAACAGAUGAGACAAAUUAUUCAACAGAAUCCUUCCCUGCUUCCAGCAUUGCUACAACAGAUAGGUCGAGAAAAUCCUCAAUUACUGCAGCAAAUUAGCCAACACCAGGAGCAUUUUAUUCAAAUGUUAAAUGAACCAGUUCAAGAAGCUGGUGGUCAAGGAGGAGGAGGAGGGGGUGGAGGAGGCAGUGGAGGAAUUGCAGAAGCUGGAAGUGGUCACAUGAACUACAUUCAAGUAACGCCUCAGGAAAAAGAAGCUAUAGAAAGGUUAAAGGCAUUAGGAUUUCCUGAAGGACUUGUGAUACAAGCAUACUUUGCUUGUGAGAAGAAUGAGAACUUGGCUGCCAAUUUUCUUCUACAGCAAAACUUUGAUGAAGAUUGAAAGGGACUUUUUUUUUUUUUUAAUUUCACACUUCACACCAGUGCAUUACACUAACUUUGUUCACUGGAUUGUCUGGGAUGACUUGGGCUCAUAUCCACAAUACCUGUAUAAGGUAGUAGAUUGUUGGGGGUGGGAGGGAGGGAUCUAGGAUAAAUACAAUGCAUGUCUGCUUCAAUUAGCAGAUGCUGCAGAUCCACACAGUGUGUAAAAUAGACAACCAAAAAGCAGCUUUUGCAGGUCUCUAUCUCUUGUAUAAAACAGUAGGUAACUUCCUAGGUUUCACUCUUUUUAGUGUACUAGAUCCAGAAAUUUAGUGUAAUGCCCUGCUUUAUAUUUCUUUGACUUAACAUUGGUUUCAGAAAGAAUCUUUGCUAUCUAGAAUCUACAGUCUCUAUUUCAUGGCAACACUGGAUAAUGGCUUUAUGAAAUUGAAACAAAUUUGGAACAACUGCAAAGAGAUGCCAAAUAAUUGAUGGUUAUUGUUGCUGCUUCAAAUAAGUAUAAAAUUAAUGUCAAGAAAGCCCAUUCUUUCAUGUUAAAUACUUGGGUUGGGGUGGAGAAGAAGGGGAACCUUUUCUUAAAGUGAAAAUACUGCUAUUUUAAAAUCUCUUGAUCAUUGAAUGUGAGACCCUUCUGACAUGAUUUGAGAAGCUGUACAAGUAUAGGCAGAGUUAUUUCCUGUUUACAUUUUUUUUGGUUUGUUUGGGGGGAAAUUGGUAGGUGUCUAAUUACUGUUUACUUCCUUGUUAUAUUGCAGUAAAAGUUUUAAAACCACCAUUGCAUGUUUGCUUUUGAUGUGUCCCUUUGUGGAAUUAGCACUUUGGGACCAAUGGAGAAAUGCAGCGCCCACUCUCCUUUGUCCCUUCCCUCAGCAGAACCAUGCUUGUCACCAAGUUGUGAGUUCAAACUGCUGCCUUUCUUAACCCCACAAAGGCUGAUUCAGUUCAAAAUUAAUGCAAAUGUUUUAAAUCUGGGUUUCUGAUAUUUGUAAGUGUUUUUCCUUAUUAGAAAAGAAUGUAUGGCCAUUAAAUUGCUUUCAAAAAGAGAAGGUGGACAGAACUAUAAUCCAGCAUCUUUUAUUUGAAAAACUGAGGAAAUCUUUUGGAAGGGUUGGGAGUUGAGGCUGGAAAAGUACUUUGAAAAAUAUACAAUCAAGAUAUCUCGUAGCAUAUUAAAGGAAAAUUCUUAAUAGCAA
Myotis lucifugus (little brown bat) is the source of this 2850-nucleotide messenger RNA. RefSeq names its product RAD23 homolog B, nucleotide excision repair protein (gene RAD23B). Gene Ontology annotation, biological process: nucleotide-excision repair; proteasome-mediated ubiquitin-dependent protein catabolic process. NCBI's taxonomy places the organism in Eukaryota, Metazoa, Chordata, Mammalia, Chiroptera, Vespertilionidae. The coding region runs from base 345 to 1655 and encodes 436 amino acids. The record is from RefSeq and is a predicted model, not a curated record. The transcript is spliced from 10 exons. Gene Ontology annotation, cellular component: nucleoplasm; cytosol. Gene Ontology annotation, molecular function: damaged DNA binding; ubiquitin binding; polyubiquitin modification-dependent protein binding.